GCCACGUUGUCCUGCGUUCCCCGAGCGCCGGCCCCGCGAGUGCGGCCGGUGGCGCCCCUCGGCCGCCCACGUCGCGCCGCAGCGGGGCUCAGCGGGGCCCCGGGGCCCGCCCCCACGCCCGCUCCGCAGGGCGCGGCGGCGCAGGGAGGGCCGAGACACGCGGGGGCCCGCGCGCGCGUCCGAGAUCCGGGCCGGGAGGUGCCGCCCUCCGCCCGCCCGCCUCCCCGCGCCGCCCAGAAGCGGCGAGCGGGAGGGCGCGCGGUAGAGUUGGGCUCCGCGCAGAGCUGGGCGCCGGGGCCCAUGCCCGUGCGCCCCCGCGGGCCCGCGCCAUGGCCUCCGGGAGCGUGGCCGAGUGCUUGCAGCAGGAGACCACCUGCCCCGUGUGCCUGCAGUACUUUGCCGAGCCCAUGAUGCUCGACUGCGGCCACAACAUCUGUUGCGCGUGUCUCACCCGCUGCUGGGGCGCGGCGGAGACCAACGUGUCGUGUCCGCAGUGCCGGGAGACCUUCCCGCAGCGGCACCUGCGGCCCAACCGGCACCUGGCCAACGUGACCCAGCUGGUGAAGCAGCUGCGCACCGAGCGGCCGUCGGGGCCCGGGGGCGAGAUGGGCGUGUGCGAGAAGCACCGCGAGCCGCUGAAGCUGUACUGCGAGCAGGACCAGAUGCCCAUCUGCGUGGUGUGCGACCGCUCCCGCGAGCACCGCGGCCACAGCGUGCUGCCGCUCGAGGAGGCGGUGGACGGCUUCAAGGAGCAAAUCCAGAACCAGCUGGACCACCUGAAAAGAGUGAAGGACUUGAAGAAGAGGCGCCGGGCGCAGGGAGAGCAAGCGCGGGCUGAACUCUUGAGCCUGACCCAGAUGGAGAGGGAGAAGAUCGUCUGGGAGUUCGAGCAGCUCUAUCACUCCCUGAAGGAGCAUGAGUACCGCCUCCUGGCCCGCCUCGAGGAGCUGGAUCUGGCCAUCUACAAUAGCAUCAAUGGCGCUGUCGCCCAGUUCUCCUGCAACAUCUCCCACCUGAGCGGCCUGAUCGCCCAGCUGGAAGAGAAGCAACAACAACCCACCAGGGAGCUCCUGCAGGACAUCGGGGACACAUUGAGCAGAGCUGAAAGAAUCAGGAUCCCUGAGCCCUGGAUCACACCUCCAGAUCUGCAAGAGAAAAUCCACAUUUUUGCACAAAAAUGUCUAUUCUUGACCGAGAGCCUGAAGCAGUUCACAGAAAAAAUGCAGUCAGAUAUGGAGAAAAUCCAAGAAUUGAGAGAAGCUCAGUUAUACUCAGUGGAUGUGACUCUGGACCCAGACACAGCCUACCCCAGCUUGAUCCUCUCCGAUAACCUGCGGCAAGUGCGGUACAGUUACCUCCAGCAGGACCUGCCUGACAACCCCGAGCGUUUCAAUCUCUUUCCCUGUGUCUUGGGCUCUCCAUGCUUCAUCGCUGGGAGACAUUACUGGGAGGUAGAGGUGGGAGAUAAAGCCAAGUGGACCAUAGGUGUCUGUGAAGACUCAGUGUGCAGAAAAGGUGGAGUCACCUCGGCCCCCCAGAAUGGAUUCUGGGCAGUGUCCUUGUGGUAUGGGAAAGAAUACUGGGCUCUUACUUCCCCAAUGACUGCCCUCCCCCUGCGGACCCCGCUCCAGCGGGUGGGCAUUUUCUUGGACUAUGAUGCUGGCGAGGUCUCCUUCUACAACGUGACAGAGAGGUGUCACACCUUUACUUUCUCUCACGCUACCUUCUGUGGGCCUGUCCGGCCCUACUUCAGUCUGAGUUACUCGGGAGGGAAGAGCGCAGCCCCUCUCAUCAUCUGCCCCAUGAGCGGCAUCGAUGGGUUUUCUGGCCAUGUUGGCAGUCAUGCUCAUUCCAUGGAGACCUCCCCUUGAGGAGGUGAACUCGGGCCAGGAGGGCUGUUGGCCAUAACCCUACCCUAGGCAUAAGGCAUCUUGUUGCCUUGCCUCCUUCCGCUCGUCACGGCUGGAAGUCCUUGCCACUCCCCAUGACCUGCCGUGGGAGACGGGUGUCCACUCUCCUUUCCCUUCCCAGGCAAACUGUCAGAUUGCCCAGAAAUAAAAACCCGGUGU
Molecule: messenger RNA, 2069 nt
Organism: Odobenus rosmarus divergens (Pacific walrus)
Lineage: Eukaryota; Metazoa; Chordata; Mammalia; Carnivora; Odobenidae
Gene: TRIM27
Product: tripartite motif containing 27
Exons: 8
Coding region: 330-1871 (513 amino acids)
Biological process (GO): negative regulation of viral transcription; negative regulation of transcription by RNA polymerase II; protein K63-linked ubiquitination
Molecular function (GO): zinc ion binding; protein binding
Source: RefSeq, a predicted model, not a curated record